Messenger RNA from Brassica napus (rape), 627 nucleotides. RefSeq lists its product as uncharacterized. Lineage: Eukaryota; Viridiplantae; Streptophyta; Magnoliopsida; Brassicales; Brassicaceae. Gene Ontology annotation, molecular function: RNA-DNA hybrid ribonuclease activity; nucleic acid binding. The coding region runs from base 1 to 627 and encodes 208 amino acids. The record is from RefSeq and is a predicted model, not a curated record. The transcript has a single exon.
AUGUGUCUCCCCCCUACAGGACUUGCAGCGGGACCGCUGGCUCCAUGGAUCAUGUGGCAACUUUGGAUCUCAAGAAACAGUCUCUGUUUUUCGGACAAGCACAUAACAGAGGAGGAAACCAUUAGCAGAGCUCUGAAAAUGGCGAAGGAAUGGACAGAUGCCCAAGAAAAGAAAGCUACGCCGCAACAAAAGAAGUACCUUAGAGAACCAUCCCCUCCGAACUGUUCGGUGUUGAGAGCAGACGCUGCUUGGAGAGCUUCAUCUCAACAAGCGGGAUUUGGAUGGACUAUCAAAAGACAAGAUGUUGUUGUUGCUAGUUUUUCUACAGGUAGCUCGGUGGGAUCAGCUCUUACAGCAGAAGCUAUGGCAAUGAGACAAGCAAUUCAAGAGGCUCGAAUCUUGGGACACAAGCGACUGGUAUGUGAGGCGGAUUCGCUGCAACUCGUCAAAGCCCUCAAUGGAGGGGAGGUCCCUCUAGAAAUUUAUGGCAUUGUGGCCGAUAUCUUCGUUUCUUCGGUUUACUUUGAUGUAAUCGCCUUUGGUUGGAUUCCUAGAGACUUGAAUGCUGAUGCAGAUGCUCUAGCAAAGCAAGGCCUUGUAGAAGGUACCUUAAUGGCCAGCACCUAA